Molecule: messenger RNA, 1354 nt
Organism: Dendrobium catenatum
Lineage: Eukaryota; Viridiplantae; Streptophyta; Magnoliopsida; Asparagales; Orchidaceae
Product: peroxidase P7
Exons: 4
Coding region: 236-1018 (260 amino acids)
Biological process (GO): hydrogen peroxide catabolic process; response to oxidative stress
Molecular function (GO): heme binding; peroxidase activity
Source: RefSeq, a predicted model, not a curated record
AAAAACAAAAUUCUUACUGAAGCCAUUGUUUACAAGUGAUCAAUGGCUUCCUCCCUUCGUCACAGUGCCAAUAUUGCUCUGUUUCUUCUCUUUUCACUUGCUUCUGCUGCUCAGCUCGACCCGAAUUUCUAUUCAUGUUCUUGUCCAAAUCUCUUCUCCACUAUCAAACCAGUGGUUCAGUCUGCAAUUUCAAAAGAAAAACGCAUGGGUGCCUCACUUCUUCGCCUCUUCUUCCAUGAUUGCUUUGUCAACGUACCUAUUUCUUCUCAUCCGAGGUUGUGAUGGAUCUUUGCUGCUUGAUGACACGCCAAACUUUACAGGAGAGAAGAAUGCAGUUCCGAACAAUCAAUCUGUGAGGGGGUUUGAUGUAAUAGACAAGAUAAAAGCUGCGGUGGAGAAAGCUUGUCCUGGUGUGGUUUCUUGUGCUGAUAUCUUGGCCAUCACUGCAAGGGACUCUGUGGUCAUUCUUGGUGGACCAAAUUGGAAUGUGAAAUUAGGCAGAAGGGAUGCAAGGACUGCAAGCCUCAGUGCAGCUAAUACUAACAUUCCACCACCAACUUCCAACCUUAGUAAGCUCAUUUCCUCAUUUUCAGCUCAGGGUCUCUCAGCCAAGCACAUGGUUGCCCUUUCAGGUGCCCACACCAUAGGACAAGCCAGGUGCACCAUUUUCAGGGCGAGGAUCUACAACGACAGCAACAUCGAUAGCUCAUUCGAUCAAUUGAGGAAGAGCAACUGCCCGCAGAGCUCCGGCGACGCUAACCUCGCACCUUUAGACCUGCAAACUCCGACGAGCUUUGAUAACAACUAUUAUAAGAAUCUUCUCAGUUUGAAGGGUCUUCUUCACUCUGACCAGCAGCUCUUCAAUAAAGGCUCAACUGACUCCCAGGUGAGGAAAUAUGCCAAUAAACCCAACAAGUUCAACUCGGAUUUCGUUGCUGCAAUUAUAAAGAUGGGCGACAUAAGCCCUCUUACUGGAUCAAAGGGUGAGAUCAGAAAGAAUUGCAGGAAGAUCAACUAACUGAAAUAAGUUUUGGAUCAAGGCUUUCUAAAAGCUGGUCAAUAUGGCAUGAUAAAGUAAAGAUUUUUUCAAUCAAUAACAUCUCCCAAGUUGUCAGGUCUUUCAGUAUAGGCCUUACUUGGGGUCAUUUUUAAUUUAUACUAGUAUGAAUGUUGGUGUAUGAAGGUUGUUUAUAUUAGUUUUUUGUUUGUGGUGAAAUUUUGAAUUUGCAUGAGCUUGUUCAAGGUUUUGUGAUUGAAUUUCUGAAAUUGAUUGGGGGAUUCUGAAUUUUUUGUUUAACAUUUUGUAAUGCUUUAUCAUUAUGAUGAAAUAAUAUGGUAUCAUUAUGUUAAAAAA